AUGGCGACGAGCACCACGAAGACCGGCCAACCACUGGAUCGAACGAGUCUUGACACGCUUUUGCGUCGAAGACUCUUCUUCACUGCUUCCUUCGAAAUCUACGGCGGAGAGCGCGGUCUUUUCGACUACGGACCACCAGGGUGCGCCCUUCAAGCCAAUGUGGUGGAUCUAUGGAGAAAACACUUCGUUCUCGAGGAAGACAUGCUUGAGGUCGACUGCACAAUGCUGACCCCCGAAGCUGUUCUCAAAACCAGUGGGCAUGUGGACAAAUUUGCCGACUGGAUGUGCAAAGAUCCCAAGAGUGGGGAAAUAUUUCGUGCCGACCACCUUGUCGAGCAAGUUCUCGAGGCCAGGCUGAAGGCCGACAAAGAGGCUCGCGGGCAGACCGUUCCGAUUGACGAAGAGAAAGAAGCGAAGAAAAAGAAGAAGAUCAAGGAUGCCAAAGCCGAGAAGCUUGACGAUGCAGUCAUUCAGGAAUAUGAGGAGACGCUCGCAAAGAUUGACAACUACGGAGGUGACGAGCUGGGAGAGCUCAUCCAAAAAUUCAACAUCAGGGGCCCCACGACCGGAGCAGAACUCGAUCCUCCAAAGGCUUUCAAUCUCAUGUUCCAAACUCAAAUUGGGCCCAGCGCCCACAAGCCCAACGGCUAUCUUCGACCGGAAACCGCUCAGGGCCAGUUUCUGAACUUUCAGAAGCUGCUUGAAUUCAACCAGCAGUCAAUGCCCUUUGCCUCGGCCUCGAUUGGAAAGUCAUUCCGAAAUGAGAUCUCCCCCCGAUCGGGACUUUUGCGUGUUCGAGAAUUCUUGAUGGCCGAAAUCGAACAUUUUGUUGAUCCUGAAGGGGGCAAAAAACAUGCCCGGUUUGACGAGGUAAAAGACACCGAGCUGUCACUCUUGAACAGAAAGACCCAGCUGGCCGGCAGCACCAAGGCCGACGUGUUGACGAUUGGAGAGGCCGUUUCCACCGGACUGGUAGACAACGAGACUCUCGGGUAUUUCCUCGCCCGGAUCCAGGAUUUCCUGCUCAAGCUCGGAGUCGACAAAUCGAAGUUGAGAUUCCGACAGCAUAUGGCGAAUGAAAUGGCCCAUUAUGCCGCCGACUGUUGGGACGCGGAACUCUUUACCACUUAUGGAUGGAUCGAAUGUGUGGGAUGUGCGGAUCGAAGUGCUUAUGAUUUAACCGUCCACAAAGACAAGACUGGAGCACCCCUUGUUGUCCGUGAAAUGAGAGCAGAACCCCUUGUGAUUGAAGAGUUUCAGGUGAACUGGAACCGAAAGAAACUCGGACCCAAAUUCCGUCAAGACGCCAAAGCCGUCGAAGCUGCCGUCGAAGCGCUGUCGCAAGAUCUCCGUGAGAAGUUGUCAUGGGAAUUGGAGCAGUCGGGCAAAAUCGAGAUUCCAACUCCAGGAGUCGGCAGUGGGACCACAGAACUUGGCAAAGACCUCAUCCAGAUCGAGAAGAGAAAGCGAACCGAACAUGUGCGAGAGUACACGCCCAACGUUAUUGAACCAUCCUUCGGCAUCGGACGAAUUCUCUAUAGCUUGAUGGAACACGUGUACUGGACCCGUGAAGGGGAUGAAUCUCGCGGCGUACUCUCUUUCCCCCCCACCGUCGCACCCACCAAGGUCCUGCUGGUACCAUUAUCCGGCAAUGCCGAGUUCAAGCCAUUCCUCAGGAACCUGACGACCAGACUGCGUCGUUUGGGAAUCUCCAACAAGGUUGAUGAUUCAUCUGCCAGCAUUGGGAAACGAUAUGCUCGUAACGACGAGCUUGGAACACCGUUCGGAAUCACCGUUGACUUUCAAACCGUCAAGGACAAGACCAUCACACUCCGGGAUCGUGAUUCCACCAAACAAGUUCGAGCCAGUGAAGACGAAAUAGUUGCGGCGAUCAAAGCGCUCGUCGAUGGCGAAGAGACCUGGGAACAGGUCGCGAAGAGGUUGCCUGCCUUUGAGGGACAAGAUAUUGAUUGA
Rhinocladiella mackenziei CBS 650.93 is the source of this 1974-nucleotide messenger RNA. Its product is annotated as glycine-tRNA ligase. Gene Ontology annotation, molecular function: ATP binding; glycine-tRNA ligase activity. The transcript has a single exon. Gene Ontology annotation, biological process: mitochondrial glycyl-tRNA aminoacylation. The coding region runs from base 1 to 1974 and encodes 657 amino acids. Gene Ontology annotation, cellular component: mitochondrion; cytoplasm. The record is from RefSeq and is a predicted model, not a curated record. NCBI's taxonomy places the organism in Eukaryota, Fungi, Ascomycota, Eurotiomycetes, Chaetothyriales, Herpotrichiellaceae.